GUAAACUUCCUGAGUUACGUGCAGCUGACUUCGUUGGCGCUGCCCAGCCUGACCCACAGCAAGGGCUGCCUGGUGGUGGUGUCUUCGCUGCUCGGCCGCGUGCCCACGUCCUUCUCCAGCCCCUACUCGGCGGCCAAGUCCGCGCUGGACGGCUUCUUCGGCUCCCUGCGGCGGGAGCUGGACGUGCAGGACGUGAACGUGGCCAUCACUAUGUGCGUCCUGGGCCUCCGAGAAGGCGCCUCCGCCUCCGAGGGAGUCAGGUGAGGCCGGGGCGCGAGUCGGGGACCGGACUGGGGG
Molecule: messenger RNA, 297 nt
Organism: Galeopterus variegatus (Sunda flying lemur)
Lineage: Eukaryota; Metazoa; Chordata; Mammalia; Dermoptera; Cynocephalidae
Product: hydroxysteroid 11-beta-dehydrogenase 1-like protein
Exons: 2
Cellular component (GO): intracellular membrane-bounded organelle
Molecular function (GO): oxidoreductase activity
Source: RefSeq, a predicted model, not a curated record